AUGGGGAAAAACGGCUCGUUUAAUUUGGGAUUUACCGCUUCAAGUGAGGACAUAAAAGGAAAACAAAGUAAUGGCGUUGCGAAUGGUGAUACUGAGAAAAAUAUAAAUGCAAUUAAUGAUAGUGACAAUAAAAGUAUAUCCAAGAGCGAAAGCACCGGAAAUAUUGUGAAUGAGAAGGAUCAUCAUGACUUUCAUGAACAUGGACCAAAACGUGCAACAUGGGGUCAUGGAUUAGAAUUUUUAAUGAGUUGUAUAUCGCUCUCUGUUGGUUUGGGAAAUAUUUGGCGAUUUCCAUUCACGGCCUAUGAAAAUGGGGGCGGUGCUUUUCUGAUUCCAUACAUUGUUGUUCUAAUUCUGGUGGGAAAACCAAUGUAUUAUUUUGAAAUGAUACUUGGACAAUUUACAUCGAAAGGAAGUGUCAAAGCAUCCUCAACAAUUCUCAUCCUGAAAGGAGUUGCAAUUGGACAACAGUUCGGUGUUUUAACUGUCGUCACUUACUAUGUAUCCUUAAUCGCAUUAACAUUAUUCUACAUGAUAAAAAGUUUCUCUGCCACACUCCCAUGGAGUUAUUGUUGGGACAGUUGGAGUGAUGUGUCAUGUGUACCAGCAGAUCCAAAGCUACUUGAUGGUGUCAAUCGAACAAAUGGAGUAAGCUCUUCAGAGCUUUAUUAUAUUCGUGAGGUUAUAAAACAAAAGGACGACAUAAGCGACGGAUUAGGACUUCCUGACUGGCAAUUAACAUUAUGGCUUCUUCUUGCCUGGGCUGUUGUAUUCUUUGUGAUAAUGAAAGGAAUUAAAAGCUCUGGAAAAAUCUCUUACUUUUUGGCGAUGUUUCCUUAUGUUGUGUUGAUUACUUUGCUUAUUCGAGCUGCUACACUCAAAGGAACUUGGGAUGGAAUCAAAUAUUUCAUUACACCGGAUUUUGGAAUGCUGCUGAAUCCGAAGGUAUGGUACAGUGCCAUCACCCAACUGUUUUUCUCGUUGAGCGUCGGACAAGGAACUAUUAUCAUGUUUUCAUCAUAUAAUCCCUUUGAUCACAAUAUAUACAGAGAUGCAAUGAUAGUAACAACAAUGGACACAUUCACAAGUUUACUCGGUGGAUUUACCAUUUUCGGUAUUCUUGGAAAUUUAGCAUUCAAUAUUGGUGAAACAGAUGUGAGCAAGGUCAUAAAGAGCGGUGGAAGUGGUCUUGCAUUUAUUUCAUAUCCGGAAGCAAUUUCAAAGUUUGAGUAUGUUUCGCAGCUUUUUGCUGUUCUCUUUUUCUUCAUGCUGUUCACUCUUGGUGUUGGAUCGGCUGUCGGCUUACAAAGUGCUAUAAAUACAAACUUAAAGGACAUUUUUCCAAAAUGUAAAAGUUGGUUGAUGGCUGCAAUUACUUGCAGUAUUGGAUUUUUAAUUGGACUCGUCUAUGUUACGCCCGGCGGACAGUGGAUAUUGAACUUGGUUGAUCACUUCGGAGGAACCUUCUUGAUUUUCGCAUUGGGAACUCUUCAAAUAACAGCCGUCAUGUGGAUUUAUGGAAUGGAGAACUUCUGCUGGGAUGUUGAGUUUAUGUUAAAAAGAAAAGUCACUUUGUUCUGGAGAAUUUGCUGGAUGUUUGUCACGCCAUUUCUGCUGAUUGUUAUCUUCAUUUACUUUGUUGCCAGUUUAGAAAAUCCAACAUACAUGAACCUUCAAUUCCCAUAUCCCGUUCUCUUAGCAGGUUGGGCAAUCUUCAUUGUUGGAAUGCUGCAAAUUAUUCUUUGGGCUGCAUUCAUAGUCAUGAAUGAUCCUGAUAAGCUUGAGUCAUUUAAAGGACUAUUUAGACAAAAUCCAGAAUGGGGUCCAAAAUCUCCAAGAGUGUUUAAGGAAUGGAUGGAAUAUAAGAGCGAAAGACUACAACAACGACGAGAACAGUCAAAUAAUCAUCCAAAACUUAAAAAGUUCUUUUGGAUUGUACUCGGAAAGUAUAAUUAA
Chironomus riparius is the source of this 1956-nucleotide messenger RNA. NCBI's taxonomy places the organism in Eukaryota, Metazoa, Arthropoda, Insecta, Diptera, Chironomidae. The record is from the annotation of a GenBank genome assembly.